UUAACAGGGAUUGUUUUCCUUCCCUUUUUUGGAAGUCUCUGGCUCAUCUUUCCUUUGCUCAAGCCUAAUGGUCUUCUCUGCCACUAUAUUUUCUUCUUGGUUAGCCUUAUCUCCUUCUUGGUUUUGUUCUUUGGCCUCUUGCUCCUUUAAGCUUUUCCAUAUUUGACAAAUUUUUUGCUCAUGAUCAAUUCUUCCGCAAAUAAAGCAGAUUUGAUGGAUUCCUUCAUAUUCUACUUGAUACAUUUUGCCAUUGACCAUGUAUUUUCCCAUCAAAGGCUUAGUUAGUUCAACCUCCAUACAAAGUCUAGCAAAUUUACCUCUACAUAAGUGUGAUGUGUUAUAAUCAACUUUGCAAGUUCUUCCAAUGAGAUCCCCUAUUUUUCUUAAAAUUUUAUCAUUGUAGAGCUCUAUAGGAAGUCCUGGUAAUCUGAUCCAUGCGGUAAUUUUGUCUAUAGAUGUCACGAGGGGAUUAAAAUUGGGUUCCGAGAGUCUGACCGCGAGGUAAUGGUUGUAGAUCUUCCAUGGUCCCUCCAAUAGAGCAUGAUCUAAAUCCUCUUCUGCAUAGAACUUGACCAAGUAGAACUCAUUACCCAGGUCUAUAACGUCUAGGUCUCCAAAUCUAACCCACAUUGUCUGUAUUCUCCUUUUCAUGACAGCAUAGCUAAUUUUCCUUCCCAAAAGUUUCACAAUCAAAGAUUUCCACCAAGGCUUCCAUAGUUAUUUCUUUGCACUUUCAUUGAUCACGAUGUUGAAAAGACCGUCCCACAUAUUGACUACUUCUAUCUCUGGUUUUCCAGCUUUCUUUUGAAUUUCCUCUCCUUCAUUUUCUUCUUUUGUUUCUAGGACAGUAUCCUAGAUAUUGCCCAUAUCCUUCUCUUCAGAUUUUCCAUAAUUUUCCAUCGAAUUUGGAGCGUGUACCGCCUCCGUUACCAUGUCUGAAUAAGUUCUGGUUCUUCCUGUUUCUUCAAUCUGUUCCAUCCAAUCUUCAACUCGCGGCACAAGAAUUGUUGUCCUUGAGAAGCCUUCUUCUCCUUUUUUAACUUUCUUGUUGUUUCCUUGUUGCAGGUCUCGGUCUUGGGGCUGUGGGUCAUGCUCAUUUGGAGCCCUUUCCGGCUGUUCAUUGCCGGCCAUGAGCCUCUGGUUGCAGGCAAAAGACACGAUUGUACGGAGAGAGAAAUGUGUAAAAGUGAGAAGUAGUUGUUGCAGCUAAGAUGAGCGAAGAAGAUGGCAAUAAUAACGUUGACUACUCACAAAGGGGUCAAUGGCUUCGAGCAGCAGUUCUAGGAGCCAAUGAUGGGUUGGUCUCAGUUGCAUCAUUGAUGAUGGGUGUAGGAGCUGUUAAGAGAGACUCCAAAGCCAUGUUACUUGCUGGCUUAGUGGGAUGCAUUGCAGGAGCAUGUAGCAUGGCACUGGGUGAAUAUGUUUCGGUUUCAACUCAGUAUGAAGUUGAAGUUGCUCAAAUCAAAAGGGACAUGAUGAUGAUGAUGGAGAACAAGAAUGAGAUGGAGAAAAAGAGGAGGUCAUUGCUCCCUAACCCUUUGCAUGCUGCUUUGGCAUCAGCAUUGUCAUUUACUGUAGGUGCAGUCAUUCCUUUGGUUUUCACUGCAUUUGUGAGAGACUACAGGUUAAGGCUUGGGUUGUGUGUGGUGGUGUCUAGCUUGUUUUUGGUGGGGUUUGGAUGCUUGGGUGCUGAGUUGGGACACACACAUAAGGUUAAGUCCUCUAUCAGGAUCCUUAUUGGGGGCUUGUUGGCUAUGGCUAUCACUUUUGGGUUAACCAAAUUAGUAGGCUUUAGUGCUAAUUUGGAAUUGUGAAUCUAUCUUUGAAGAAUCAACCAUGAUAUGCUGUUGUUGUUGUUCCUCCUUGUCUUUAUUCAAUAAUAAGGUAUGCAUUAUUGGAGAAUGAAAUGUUUCAAUUAGGUUAAUUACUUUGCCUUAUUCACUUUUCUAGCUACAAGCUUCUACUUUUACAUUUGUUGUUUUCAGAAAGAGGACUCAAGUCAAGGCUAAGCGAAUAUACUUGUCAUUUUCACUUCUUCUAGUUAUUACUUGUUAACAUGUUAUGAUGUUGUAAAAGUAAUUUAUUUUAUUGAUAUAUUAAUGAGGGUAUGACAAUCAA
Arachis ipaensis is the source of this 2118-nucleotide messenger RNA. Its product is annotated as VIT-like transporter 1b. Gene Ontology annotation, molecular function: manganese ion transmembrane transporter activity. NCBI's taxonomy places the organism in Eukaryota, Viridiplantae, Streptophyta, Magnoliopsida, Fabales, Fabaceae. Gene Ontology annotation, biological process: intracellular manganese ion homeostasis. The record is from RefSeq and is a predicted model, not a curated record.